CGUUAGCGUUAGCAAUUUUGAUUUUCCAUUAUUAAUUAUUUUCUUUAUUUAUUUAUUUAUUUUUCUCACCAAAUUGUUUGUAUCAUAAUUGAUAAUUUCAAUUUCAUCGUUUUGAUAGCAACUGAGAACGAAAACGUUGUUGUGGGUGGAACCAAAAAAAGGUUGUUUUGGAUCGCCGUUAAUGUUCAACUGAAAACCGCACAAAUUGUCGGGGUAGUGAUGAACCACGUGACCCCAUUGCAAUAAUUCCCUCGUUUAAUUUCCCUUUCAAUCUGUUAAACCCUUCAAUGCCGCAAAAUUUUGUUCAGAUCGCGAUUGCAGAACCUUGAUUCUGCAACAAAGUACUAGAGUUUGCUCUUGUUUGAUUUUUUUUCUAGUGGAUUGUUGUUUGUUAAGGAGAUUUUGAUUGUUCAAGGUUGUGAUUCAGUAACAACAUGGGGGUUAUGUCCAGGCGGGUUGUGCCCGUCUGUGGCAACCUCUGUUGUAUGUGUCCUUCCCUGCGAGCAAGCUCGAGGCAACCGGUCAAACGUUACAAGAAGUUGCUAGCUGAUAUUUUCCCUCGUAAUCAGGAGGCUGAACCUAAUGACAGGAAAAUUGGAAAGCUAUGUGACUAUGCUUCUAAGAAUCCAUUGAGAAUUCCAAAGGUUACUGAUAAUUUGGAGCAAAUAUGUUACAAGGAUUUGCGUAAUGAAGUCUUUGGUUCAGUGAAAGUUGUCUUGUGCAUAUACAGGAAAUUCUUAUCGUCAUGUAAGGAGCAUAUGCCACUUUUUGCUGGUAGUUUAUUAGAGAUCAUUCGGACUCUUCUAGAGCAAACUCGAACAGAUGAAAUCAGGAUCUUAGGCUGCAACACUCUUAUUGAUUUUAUAGAUUGCCAGACAGAUGGAACAUACAUGUUCAACUUAGAGGGGUUUAUUCCGAAACUGUGUCAAUUGGCUAAAGAAGUGGGUGAAGAUGAACGAGCUCUGCGUCUACGUUCAGCUGGAUUACAAGCUUUAUCGUAUAUGGUGCGUUUCAUGGGUGAGCACUCACAUCUUUCCAUGGAUUUGGACGAAAUUAUGUCAGCGACCUUGGAGAAUUACAUGAGCCCCCAAUCUGUCUCCAAGCCUUCCAAGGAACAUAAACUGAAUUCAGAGUCUGACGACCAGUUAGUACAAGAAUUUUCUAAAGAAGAGGACCACUCUUUACCGGUUAUCACUAAUAAGGGUCCUUUGUCAAUGAAAAUUGUGACAGGAACUGAGAUUGAUAUGUUGGAUACCUCUAAAGAUCCUACAUAUUGGUCCAAGGUUUGCUUGUAUUAUAUGGUAAAAUUGGCAAGGGAAGGAACAACUCUGCGACGUGUCCUUGAACCUCUUUUUCAUCAUAUUGAUACUCAAAAUCAAUGGUCUUCUGAAAAAGGAGUGGCUGCUCGUAUUUUGAUGUAUUUACUAUCUCUUUUAGAAGAAUCAGGAGAUAAAUCCCAUCUUCUGUUGUCCACUUUGGUCAAGCACUUGGAUCAUAAGAAUGUUGCCAAGCAGCCUAUUCUUCAAAUUAAUAUUAUCAACACUACAACACAACUUGCACAAAAUGCGAAGCAACAGACUUCAGUUGCAAUAAUUGGUGCUAUAUCUGAUCUCAUUAAACACUUACGGAAGUGCCUGCAAUACUCAUCUGAAGCUUCAAGCAUUGGAAACAAUGGGUAUAAGUUAAAUGCUGAACUUCAAUCUGCCUUAGAAAUGUGUAUAUUACAACUUUCAAACAAGGUUGGAGAUGUAGGACCCAUUCUUGAUUUGAUGGCUGCAGUGUUGGAGAAUAUCUCGAAUACUACCACUAUAGCAAGAACAACAAUCUCCGCUAUAUAUCAAACUGCAAAAUUAAUCACAUCCAUUCCUAAUGUUUCAUAUCACAAGAAGGCUUUCCCUGAUGCCUUGUUUCAUCAAUUGCUCAUGGCAAUGGCUCAUCCUGACCAUGACACCCGAAUUGGGGCACAUAGUGUAUUCUCUAUUGUGCUUAUGCCAUCUCUGUUCUCUCCCCGUUUAGAUAAGAAAACAAAGAUGGCUCAGAAGGUACCGAGUGAAAGUUUGUCCAUUCAGCAUGAAAGCUUUUUAGAAGCACCUGAGGAAGGAAAGGCAGUAGUAGGUAUCAGUGGGAAAUAUGCAGUUCAUCCAUGUCGCGGUUACAGCUUUCCUUGUGCUCUAACUGAUGUAAAAGAUGAAUUAAGUUCUUUUCGGUUAAGCAGUCACCAAGUGAGCCUAUUGCUUUCUUCAAUCUGGGUUCAGGCAACAUCAAUGGAAAAUAGCCCUGCAAAUUUUGAAGCAAUGACUCAUACUUAUAGCAUUGCUUUAUUGUUCACUCGUUCAAAGACGUCCAGUUAUAUGGCUUUAGUAAGAUGUUUCCAACUGGCAAUCUCCCUCAUGAGCAUCUCUCUGGACCAAGAAGGAGGUUUACAACCAUCUCGCAGGAGGUCUCUUUUUACCUUGGCAUCGUACAUGCUUAUAUUCUCUGCUAGGGCAGGCAAUUUCCCAGAGCUAAUUCCAAAAGUGAAAGCAUUCUUAACAAAGUCAACUGUAGAUCCUUUUCUUGAGUUGGUCGAUGAUGUCAGACUGCAGGCUGUUAAUAUCGAAUCAGAUAAUGUAAUUUAUGGAUCUCAGGAAGAUGAUUUUGCUGCUAUGAAGUCACUUUCAGCAUUAGAGUUGGAUGACAGGCAGUUGAAAGAGACUGUAUUAUCGUGCUUCCUGACUAAAUUUUCAAAAUUAUCAGAGGAUGAGUUGUUUAGCAUAAAGGAACAACUUGCGCAGGGGUUUUCCCCUGAUGAUGCAUAUCCAUUGGGACCUCCUUUGUUUAUGGAGACACCAAGGCCAUGUUCUCCACUUGCUCAGAUUGAGUUCCCAGAUUUUGACGAGAUUAUGGGUCCGGGAGCUUUGAUGGAUGAAGAGACCGGGUCUGAACCAAGUGGAAGUCAGUCAGAUCACAAAUCAUCACUAUCUAUUAAUAACCUGGACGUUUUAAGUGUCAAUCAACUCUUAGAAUCGGUUUUGGAAACCGCACGACAAGUGGCCAGUUUCCCCAUUUCCUCAACUCCUGUACCUUAUAACCAAAUGAAGAACCAGUGUGAGGCACUUGUUAUGGGGAAGCAACAAAAGAUGUCAGUUAUUCACAGUUUCAAACACCAGCAGCAGCAGCAGCAGGAGACUAGGGCUAUAGUUCUUUCAAGUGAGAAUGAAAUAGAAGUCUCCCCUCUACCAAUUAAGACACUGGAGUAUUCAGAAGGUGAUAUGAAGUUGGUGUGUCAAGAGCAAUUUCAAGCACGCCCCUGUUCAUAUGACUACAGACAGCAAAAUUCAUUCAGACUACCACCAGCAAGCCCCUACGAUAAAUUCUUGAAAGCUGCUGGAUGCUAAGGGUACACGAUUGUGUAUGCAACUAUAUAUAUAUAUAUAGUGUUGUUGGUGGGUUGUCUUUGUCUCGUUCCCAGUCAAGUUGACCAUUUUUUCAUUCAUUGAGUUGAUUAAACUGGUUGUUUCUUUAGCUGCUUCCUUCAUGCCCAGGUGUGUAAAAUCAAUGUGCAGCACCAGCACAUUCUUUUCUUUUUCUUUUUGUCGGGGCAGGACCAUGUUUCUAUCAAUCAAGUGUAUGGUUUUAAUCGGCAAAUUGUCAUGGUACUUGUCAAAUAUGUAAAGGUAUUUAUUUCGUUUAGUUAGCAUUAGCAAAUAGCAAUGUUUUCACCAA
Lotus japonicus is the source of this 3705-nucleotide messenger RNA. RefSeq names its product protein SEMI-ROLLED LEAF 2. The transcript is spliced from 20 exons. The record is from RefSeq and is a predicted model, not a curated record. Lineage: Eukaryota; Viridiplantae; Streptophyta; Magnoliopsida; Fabales; Fabaceae. Bases 435 to 3377 code for a protein of 980 amino acids.